Molecule: messenger RNA, 1017 nt
Organism: Cadophora gregata
Lineage: Eukaryota; Fungi; Ascomycota; Leotiomycetes; Helotiales; Ploettnerulaceae
Exons: 2
Coding region: 1-1017 (338 amino acids)
Molecular function (GO): oxidoreductase activity
Source: RefSeq, a predicted model, not a curated record
AUGCUGAAAAAUAUCGCACGAUCAAUGUCAACAAUGCUGCCCGAGACUUCCCGAGACUCACCUGUUGAUGUACUCAUCAUUGGUGCUGGGCCGGCUGGCCUUUCUUGCUCUUCGUCCCUCGCAAGACUUCUACACACCUGCAUCGUCUUCUCAUCAGAGAAUUUCCGCAAUCAGAAAUCCAAGCAUAUGCACGGCGUCCUGACUUGGGAACACCGUGAUGCUGCUGAGUUUCGAGCUGCGGCUAGGAAAGACAUCCUCGCGAAUUACAGUACAACAUCUUUCCAGGACAGCACAAUCAUGAGGCUGGAAAAAUUAGCGAGAAACGAUGGCACGAGCCUUUUCAAAGCUACCGAUGAGACUGGAAAGGAAUGGUGGGGAAGAAAAGUUGUUAUUGCCACUGGUAUCAAGGAUAUCAUGCCGGAGAUCGAAGGAUACGAAGAGUGCUGGGGUACCGGAAUCUUCCACUGCCUUUUCUGUCACGGGUAUGAAGAGCGGGGAUCAAAAUCUGCGGGUGUGUUAGCCAUUGAUGACUGCGCACCUGCAGGUGCCGCGCUCCAUAUGGCGCGAUAUGCCAAUCGUCUUGCCGAGAAAGUCACUAUUUACACUAAUGGCAACGAAUCCGUGACCAAGGACAUUGAGAAAGCCUUGUCUCAGUGCAAACCUGAGUCUAAGACUCGAAAGAAUGUGACUGUCGAUUCCAGGAGUAUUUUGAAAAUGGUGAAGGGUGCAAAAGGUGGCGAGGUUGAAGUUCACCUUGAAGGAGGAGAGAAGACACUUCAGGGAUUCUUGGCUCACAAGCCAAAGGGAAAGGUAAACGGACCUUUCGUGGAACAAUUGGGAUUGGAGCUCACGCCGCAAGGCGACAUCAAGACAAGCCUUCCGUUUAACGAGACAAGCGUUCAUGGUGUGUUUGCUGGAGGAGAUUCUGCGACGCCUCUGAAGGCCGUCACGGUAGCAUUAUCAGCGGGAGGGUUCCUAGCAGCAGGAGUCGCUGCGCAGUUGGAAGUAGAAGACUGA